AUGGAUCAAGGUUUUACUUUCAAUGAGAGAGGAUACACAACAUUGCAUUUGGAUUUUAAGGAUACGGACAUGGAUGUCGAUAGAGCUCCUGAUACUCAAAAGAAUGUUGAAUCAUCUUUGUCUGUUGAAGUUUGUGAAGAGGCUAUUGUGAUGGCUCAAGGAUCUGAACCUAAUAUGGCCAUUCUACCUGAUGCUGUUGUUGAUGUGGAAUCAAGUAAAAUAUCAUCUCCUGUCAUGCGGUGA
This is a messenger RNA of Lactuca virosa, 243 nucleotides long. Lineage: Eukaryota; Viridiplantae; Streptophyta; Magnoliopsida; Asterales; Asteraceae. The record is from the annotation of a GenBank genome assembly.